AGAUAUUUUUAUGUUAGGAUAUAUUUUAUUCGUAAGAAAAAGGAAGCAUAGUCAGAUUCCUGUCAUCAUCUUCAUCUAAAUUCUGUUAUAUUUUUAAUUCUUCAAAUAUUGUUUGUUUUUGUUUCAGAAGAUCAUUAUAUAACAGACUCAGUGGUGGAGUAGAGGGUUCCAAAAACAAUCAUUUUCAUCAUUAAAGAGAAAUGGGAUUUCAAAAUUAUUAGUUUUUGUUUGAAGAGAAAAAUCUCAAUAUUUUUUUUUUGUUGUUGUUGUAGAAGAUCAUAUGAAAAUACUAGUGGAUUUGAAUGAGGUAGGUGAUAUGGAUUUCGAGAAAAAUGAUAAGAAAGAAGAUGAGGAUGAUGACAUGAUUAUGAGAACUGCCCAAAUUCAUGAGCCUCAUCCAACUCCAACUCGGCCAACUCUAACUCAUCAUCUUUUUCCUUAUUACCAACACCCUUCUUCUGAGGUUAAUAAUGAAUACAAUCAUUACGGACCUAUGCUUAUGCAGCAACAGCAGCGGCAGACAUGGAUUAAUCAAUUUAUUAGCCAUAGUAUUCCACCUUAUGAUCAAUAUUAUCCACAACAACUAAUGAAUAAUCCUCCCCUAGUACACCCAAUAGCGAAUCAUUAUCAUCCCCAGAAGCCACGCAUCCAGAGAAGAACUACAAACUCAUCAUCUGAACCCACUGCCAGUGAGAAUAAUAAUGAUGAAGAUAAUGAUGGGAUAGCAGCAGCCCCAUAUCCAUGGGCCAAGAAGAAACCGGGGUUUAUUCACAGCAUGGAAUAUUUGGUGAACAAUAAGAUUGUGAUGAUCGGUGGAAUGGUGAAUUGCGACAAGUGUAAAAAGAGUUUUAAAAUGGAGUUGGAGUUGAUGUCUCACUAUAAUAGAUUAAAGUCUUACAUCGCCCAGGAGAAGGGUGUCAUGAACGACCGAGCACCAGAAAUUUGGCUCAACCCGAUUCGUCCCAAUUGCAUUUACUGCCACAGUGAUAAGACCACGCCUGUGGUUGCUUCCAAGGAUGAGGAAAUCAACUGGCUAUUCUUGCUUUUGGGACAGUGGCUUGGCAUUUGUACGCUUACUCAUCUCAAGUUCUUUUGUAUGUGUACUAAGAAUCAUCGAACUGGGGCUAAGGAUCGAGUUCUUUAUCUUACUUAUCUAGAUUUGUGCAAACAACUCACCCCUCUACCGCUUUUUGAUCCUCGCAUACGUUAAUUUCGUAAUGGUGAAGAAGAAGUGGGAGAUCAAUUGGCUGUUCUUGCUUCUUGGACAUUGGCUUGGGUGUCUUACGUUGAAUCAACUCCUUGAGUAAUUCUUUAUCUUAAUUAUCUGGGUUUGUGUCAACUUGAAUCUAAAAUGCUUUAUGAUCCUUAUUAUUUUUGCAUUUAGAACUUUGUGUUGUGUUCUUUUGUUUUUUUUAUUCUCCGGUACUAUGUGUUUAGUAGUACUACCGUGUUUAUGUUUUACGUUUUAUUAUGUUAGUACUUAUUAGUGUGUGUAUGUGUUUAGUGGUACUACCGUGUUUAUAAUUAUGUGUUAUGUUUUAUGUUAUAGUAAUUAGCAGUGUGUGUAUGUGUUUAGUACUUAUGUGUGUGUGUGUGUUUUUUUGGAAUUUAUGUUGACAAUGAAAUCUAUCUUUUGUUUAAAUGGGGUUUGCUUUCA
This is a messenger RNA of Cannabis sativa, 1657 nucleotides long. RefSeq lists its product as uncharacterized. NCBI's taxonomy places the organism in Eukaryota, Viridiplantae, Streptophyta, Magnoliopsida, Rosales, Cannabaceae. The record is from RefSeq and is a predicted model, not a curated record. Bases 281 to 1210 code for a protein of 309 amino acids. The transcript is spliced from 3 exons.